AACCCCUCUGGCCGCCUUUAGAUUUUGGUUGUACGUAAUCUAUUUUAUUUUAUUUUACGAUUUCAACCACAACCACAAUCAAUCCAACCCACCUUGAACACUAGAAUAAAGUCCAUAUUCUAAUCAUACCCCUCCUCUCCUCCAAACCCACGAACAUACAUUGCGCUUGAUUGUGCGAAGUAUCAUACAUUCCUUUAAUAAAGAAUCUCGUCCUUUGCGACUCCGGUUUAUCGUCGUGAUUCACGUCGCGACAUAUCUUACCGUUGGAUCUCGUCGCAUAACAGCCUUGCCACUGGAAGUUCAACAAGAGAAUCUUCUAAACAAGAGCUUCUUCACAUCCUGAUAAUAAUAUAUCAGUGAGUGAUUGUUACGGCUCCGACUUUCGAUCAGUAUCAAGAUCUUCAAGUCAGUCAAAGACAUCAUCGUCGUCGAGCAGAAACUGUAGGGGAGACAUUGACUUGUUUAUCUCCCACAAACGGUACGGCUUUUAUUUACCUCGGCGGUUAUAAAACAAUUCUCAUAGCCACAUCUUCCCAUCCCCAAUCCCUUUUACUCUCCUACCUCAUCGACGGUUGCUUUCGAGUUACGCUUUUCAAAUAAAGAACGCUGUCUCGAACGCCUGUCGUACUCUAUUCACUCUCGGUCCUUCCGAUUCUUGAAUAGAACAUCUACUCUUAUCGCUGUACGAUUGCGAUCUAACAUCUACAUACAAAUAGAUCUGCUCUCGAUCCAAAACCAAUUCUUCUAAUAAAUAACAUCACCGUCACCAUGGACUCCAUUCAGACACAUCCAUCCAGUGCCGUCGAGGCUAAAGAGUUUGUCGCUAUGGGCUCACUUUCAUUUCCUGGCGGCGCUGCCGAUGUCACCCCACCCUCCGCUAACGAGGCUGUGGCUGGCAAGCAGCAAACUAUGCCUGCCGGUCCCACUACAACCUCACCACCUGCCACUCCCGCCACUACUCCCGCUGCCACCCAAGGUGUCAGUGGAAUCGUUCCCACGCUACAGUAUGUAUAACCCUUGUGCCUCUAUAUUUUCCAUGUGGCUUAUCUUGCAUGUAAAGAAAUAUCGUUGCCACAGUCAACUUAGACUGCCGUCUUGAUUUGAAGACCAUCGCACUACAUGCAAGAAACGCGGAGUACAAUCCAAAGGUGACUACUGAUUCUAGGCUUGCUAUGUAACCUUCGUUUUGCUAACCUACCCAGCGUUUCGCUGCGGUUAUUAUGCGUAUUCGCGAUCCCAAGACUACGGCUCUGAUAUUUGCAUCGGGAAAGAUGGUUGUUACUGGUGCAAAGUCCGAAGACGAUUCGAAAUUGGCAUCCCGCAAAUAUGCUCGUAUCAUUCAGAAGCUUGGGUUUAACGCAAAGUUUACCGAUUUCAAGAUCCAGAACAUCGUCGGUUCUUGCGAUAUCAAGUUCCCCAUUCGCUUGGAAGGACUUGCUUCGCGCCAUAUGAAUUUCAGCUCUUACGAGCCUGAAUUGUUCCCUGGUCUCAUUUACAGAAUGAUGAAGCCUAAGAUUGUUCUUUUGAUCUUCGUCAGUGGUAAGAUCGUCUUGACUGGCGCUAAAGUCCGUGAGGAAAUUUAUCAAGCUUUCGAGAUGAUCUACCCUGUGCUUCAAGGUAAUUAUUUACAAUACACACAUUGUAUAACAAUCGCUAACAUCGACCCAAGAUUUCAAAAAGGUCUGAUUCAGUUCAGGUGUACCACCAUUUCUCUUGUACAACAUUAUUUUACGAUCUUACGAAUAUUCACAUGCAUGGUAGGCGUAUCAAAGGGGGGGAAAAGAGUCAGAGAAGGGACUCAUACAUUUGUGCUUUUCAGCAUGUUUACGCGUUACUAGUCCUCAUAGACUGCGAAACAUUCUAUCACCUUCGACGGAUGGCAUUGGUGCGCAGGUCCUACGAUGCCGUCAUUAAUUGCUUCUUCCCUUUCCGAUAGAGCAAGUAUUCAAAAUGGCCUUAGUUGGUACAUUUUACAAUAAAUAAUAAAUGACAACAUUAGUCUA
Molecule: messenger RNA, 2003 nt
Organism: Sclerotinia trifoliorum
Lineage: Eukaryota; Fungi; Ascomycota; Leotiomycetes; Helotiales; Sclerotiniaceae
Source: the annotation of a GenBank genome assembly